This is a messenger RNA of Lactuca saligna, 675 nucleotides long. Lineage: Eukaryota; Viridiplantae; Streptophyta; Magnoliopsida; Asterales; Asteraceae. The record is from the annotation of a GenBank genome assembly.
AUGGGGAGGAAGGGAGCUGCAGAGGUGGUGGCAGUUUGUCUUAUGGUGGCGAUUUGCAGCGGAGUGGAGGAGGAGGAGAUCCCGCCGUCUGAUGUGAAUUUGCGCAAAGUUUUACCAAAUCUUACUAGAAGACGUCCGUUUUUCGUGGAUCCGAAGAUGAGCUAUCGCAGGGACAAUCGUGCAUCUAGAAGUGCUGUAUUUGAUAACCUUGAUGGCAUUGAAGAAGGUGGUCUCAGGGCUUCUUCAUCGUAUACAGAUGAACAAGAAAAUGAUAAAUCUUUAAAUAUUCUGCAAGAUAAAGUUGUCUUUCUAAAGAGAUUGACUGGUGAUAUACAUGAUGAGGUGCAGAGUCAUAAUCGCAUGUUGGACAGAAUGGGUAAUGGGAUGGAUUCAGCAAGGGGGAUUAUGUCAGGAACUAUGGAUCGCUUCAAAAUGGUUUUUGAAAAAAAAUCAAGUAGGAGAACAUGUAAACUUGUGAUGUAUUUUGUCAUGUCAUUCUUCAUCAUAUACUACUUGUUCAGGUUCCUUAUGUAUUAUAUGUAUGGUUAAAUUGUAUUUUUGAUGCUUCUUUUAUAAUCUAUAGACAUUUAUAUAUUGGUGUUUGGUUUACAAAAUGAUUUUUUUUUUUUUUUUUUUAAAUUUUAUUUUGAAUUAUUGAAAUAUGUCUAAAGGAAG